Molecule: messenger RNA, 2011 nt
Organism: Cephus cinctus (wheat stem sawfly)
Lineage: Eukaryota; Metazoa; Arthropoda; Insecta; Hymenoptera; Cephidae
Gene: beta-PheRS
Product: phenylalanine--tRNA ligase beta subunit
Exons: 12
Coding region: 101-1876 (591 amino acids)
Biological process (GO): phenylalanyl-tRNA aminoacylation
Cellular component (GO): phenylalanine-tRNA ligase complex; cytoplasm
Molecular function (GO): magnesium ion binding; ATP binding; RNA binding
Source: RefSeq, a predicted model, not a curated record
AACAAAAUGAUGAUUUUGGUAUCACAAGUAUUAUCACGCCUUAACCUUAAGUUCUUUGUACCUUUAAAUUAAAUUUUAAAGUUGUAGGAAUUUUUCAAAAAUGCCGACCAUCGGUGUAAAGCGAGAUUUGCUUUUCAAAGCACUAGGAAAAGUAUACACCGAUGAUGAAUUUCAAAGUUUGUGUUUUCAAUAUGGAUUGGAGCUAGAUGAAGUGACGACAGAAAAGCAAAUGAUCGCUAAAGAACAAGGAUCGGAGCAAAGUAUUGGUGCGUCAGAGGAAAUAAUCUAUAGAAUAGAUAUUCCAGCCAAUCGAUAUGAUCUACUGUGUUUGGAGGGCCUUGUUAUUGGACUUCUCGUAUUUGAGAACAAAAUACCGUUACCUCAUUAUAUGGCAAUAACUCCAAAAGCAGGAAUACAACAAAUUAUCAUAACAAAAAAUUGUGCUUCUGUUAGAGAACAUAUAGUUGGUGCUGUUCUACGUAAUGUUACAUUAACAAAAGAUUCAUAUAACAGUUUCAUUGAUCUACAAGACAAGCUGCAUCAAAAUAUAUGUAGAAAACGUACUCUCGUAUCAAUUGGUACCCACGAUUUAGAUACAAUUCAUGGUCCAUUUACUUAUGAUGCUAUGCCACCGAAAGAUGUCUUUUUCAAACCUCUUAAUCAGGAAAAAGAAUAUACUGGUGAACAAAUCAUGGAUCUAUAUGCUAAUCAUGCCCAGCUGAAGCAGUAUUUACAUAUUAUAAAGAAUAGCCCAUUUUAUCCAGUGGUAUAUGAUGCUAAUGGUGUGGUUUUAUCACUACCUCCGAUUAUUAAUGGAGAUCAUUCAAAAAUUACACUGAACACAAAGAAUAUUUUUAUAGAAUGUACUGCAACGGAUCUCACAAAGGCAAAGAUUGUUUUGGAUAAUUUAGUAUGCGCAUUCAGCCAGUAUUGCAGUAAGAAAUUUACGGUCGAAUCCGUAGAAGUUGUUUAUCCAAACAACAAGAUAUACAUCUAUCCAGAAUUGAAGUAUCGUACGGAAGAAAUUAGUAGCAAUAAAGCAGCUGGUUACAUUGGAAUAACGCAAACUCCAGAACAAGUGGCAAAUUUACUUUCAAAAAUGUGCCUCAAAACAGAGGUCAAAGGCCAGGAUCGACUGCUGGUCCAGGUGCCUCCGACAAGGCACGAUGUAAUACACGCGUGUGACAUCUAUGAAGAUAUUGCUAUUGCAUAUGGGUAUAAUAAAAUAGAGAAAACUGUCCCACGCACGCCAACAAUAGCUGAGGAGUGUCCACUCAACAAGCUGUCUGACCAGCUACGCGAGGAGUUGGCACAUGCUGGUUUCACAGAGGCAUUAACUUUUUCAUUGUGUUCCCGCGAAGAUGUUGCCGACAAGCUGGGUCAUGACAUUAAAAAUGAACCUGCUGUACACAUUUCAAAUCCAAAGACUCUCGAAUUUCAGGUAGCACGUACAACACUUUUAUCGGGUCUUCUGAAAACUAUAGCAGCCAAUAAGAAGAUGCCUCUACCACAAAAAUUGUUUGAAGUUUCCGAUGUCGUAUUACGCGAUCCUACUGCUGAUGUCGGUGCACGUAACGAAAGGCGUAUCUGUGCUGUGAACUGCAAUAAAUCUGCAGGAUUCGAAGUCAUUCAUGGUCUUUUGGAUAGAUUAAUGCAAUUACUUGAAGUACCUUGGAGUUCCAAUAAGGACAACGAAGGUUAUUAUCUUCAACCAGCCGAAGAUCCCACUUAUUUUCCACAGCGUUGCGCAGAUAUAGUAGUAUUUGGAGAAGUGAUUGGAAAGAUGGGUGUAUUGCAUCCAAAUGUGAUUAAUAAGUUUGAAUUGCAUUUACCGUGUUCUGCUCUGGAAAUAAAUAUCGAGCGUUUGUUAGAAUAAGGAUGCUUUUCAUAGCACCUCUGAAUAAAUCAUAUUUAUUAAAGGCAAAUUUACACCAUCUGUAAACUUUUGUAUCAAAUUCAAUAACUAAAUAGUUAAAUUUAUUUCUUAAUAAUAUACCAGUUAUAAAUAGUA